ACUCGCGAUCAGUCUCGCUCGCGCGUCCGACCGGGACGUUGGGAUCGGUGUAGUGCGCAGCGUUUUCGCGAUUCGAUCAAUCGCGAGUCGAUUCACGAGAGCCGUCGUCAACUCCUUCCCGGCUUCCGCGGCUUAUCCUCCUCCUCGUCGACGACCUUCUCACCGUCACCGCCGAUUCUCGUCGCCGCCGCGUCGCUGGCGUCAAUCGGCGGUCGUCCUCGGAGAUGACGUCGCGGCCACGCCGUCAGCUUCGCUGAAACCCGUCGAUGCAGCGGCCUCAGGAUGAUGCAGGACGUUCCCGGCGGCCCCGCCGAUGAUCAGCGUGCCGCCUCCAAGUCGGUGCUGCUCAACACCUUCGUCGUGAAGAAGAAGCGGUGUCGCGUGUACUUUCAUCGCGGCACGCUCAUCUGGGAGACCGAGCGACCGCCUUACACCAGAUGGACCCUACCGUUGACGGACGUUCUGGCGGUGCGCUACGGCGACGAUUGGAUACCGGGUGUGAACGUUAAGGAAAAGCAGCCGACGCAGCCGACCUCGCCCACGACGGUGUGCCCGACGAAUUUCAUUCUGCACUACGCUGUUCGUGGACCGAAAAAUAAAUGGAGACAUCACAGCGUGACCAUGAGCCACACGGAUCCCAGGCAGGUGGCCUCGUGGGUGAAAACCAUUCGCAAUUACCUCCUGGGUCUGUCGAAUCGGCCGCGAAAGGUGAUGCUGUUUAUCAAUCCCAUAGGCGGUAAGAAAAAAGGUGUUAAAAUCUGGGAGAAGGACGUGCAGCCACUCAUGACCAUCGCCGGCAUCGAGACGAAGAUGAUGGUUACCGAGCGUGCCGGCCACAUUCGCGACGCUCUACUCACGGUCGACUUGAGUGACCUACAUGCGGUGCUGUGCAUCGGUGGCGACGGAACGUUCGCCGAGGUGUUCAACGGGUUGAUUCUGCGGGCGGCGAAGGAUCAGCACAUCGAUCCGAACGACCCUGACGCCAGGCUGCCCGGUCCCGCCUUACCCGUCGGCGUCAUACCAAGCGGUAGCACCGACACGGUUGCCUACAGCCUGCACGGCACCACCGACGUGCAAACCGCUGCCAUACAUAUCAUCUUCGGCGACUCGAUCGGCCUGGACAUCUCGUCGGUUCAUAACAAUCGCACCUUGCUCAGGUUGUACGCCAGCGUGCUCAGCUACGGCUACCUGGGCGACGUCAUCCGCGACAGCGAGAAGUUCCGAUGGAUGGGACCCCAUAGAUACGAUUGGUCCGGAUUCAAAAAAAUAAUAGCGAAUAAGGGUUACGAGGGUGAAAUCGAGUUGCUAUCGGAUCCUUGUCAUCCGGCAGGUAGCACCAGAUGCAUGAAGAACUGUUUGCGAUGCGUGCAGCAUAUGCACAACAGCAUCCCCGAUGAGGAAAUCUCUAGAUGGGUGACGGUCAGAGGGAAGUUCUUCAUGGUGAACGGCGCGAAUGUGUCGUGCGCGUGUUCGAGGAGUCCCAUGGGCUUCAGUCCUCACUGUCACAUAGGCGAUGGCUGCGUGGAUGUGAUCUUAAUUCGACACACGUCCCUAAUAAACAACAUCCGAUUGUUGCUUAGGCUCUCCAGCAAACGAAAGACUCUGUACGAGCUACCAUUCGUCGAGGUCUACCGAGCAAGAGAGUUCACAUUCCGCGCCUUGCCGACGCUGCACGUCGAAAGCGGGAUGAACGCGGGCCGUUCGAACCCUCGACUCAGCGUGUGGAAUUGCGACGGCGAGGUGAUCGACAGCACCAAUGUGAAAAUCAGGGUACACUGCCAACUACUGAAGGUCUACACGAGGCGAGCUCAGGACUCGGUUCAGGAAUCGACGUGCUUCAGCUGGUCUGUGUGAACAAGCCGAAUGAGGUCGUCGAACGGUCGGUCUUCAAGGCCGCGAUUCCGCUUCACGACGCUUUCGAAGGCGCAGUUCCUUUGUCUUGCCCUGUUAUCCGUGGUCACGAUAUCUUACGUCAUAAGUUGAUAAAAAAAUUCGUUCAUCCUUUUUCCGCGUCAUUCUUGCACUAAAAA
This is a messenger RNA of Pogonomyrmex barbatus (red harvester ant), 2030 nucleotides long. It is a transcript of the gene Cerk, whose product is annotated as Ceramide kinase. Gene Ontology annotation, biological process: ceramide metabolic process; phosphorylation. NCBI's taxonomy places the organism in Eukaryota, Metazoa, Arthropoda, Insecta, Hymenoptera, Formicidae. Gene Ontology annotation, molecular function: ceramide kinase activity. The record is from RefSeq and is a predicted model, not a curated record.